GGGCCGCCACGUGUCUCCGAGCGUGCUGGUGAUGAUGGGUCGUGUGGCGCUACUCAUGACCCUGAUGGUGGUGAUGACGAUGGGGAUGGUGGUGGUGGACGCGAAGCCGAGCCGCGGCCCGCACUUCAACACCGCCAUUCGGGAAUACACCAAUGAGAGGACAUGCUGGACGGACGAAAUCUGCAAGACGGAGUUCCAGGCCGAAUUCCGCUGCAAAUGCCCGCGCUGGUACUGGUGUCGUGGUCCCGGCCGCUAUUACCACGCCUAUUGCUCCAUGUCCGCCCUCGGCUACAUCUGGGUGCAGCCUGGGGGACUCAGACCCGAAGACGUGAUGAACAACUGAACGGAUGAAGAACGAGAUGCGUGUCAGGACGGGUUUUGUGAGCUGUUGGACAGAUGAACAACGAGGGGUAGUUUCUAUUCGAAGAGCUCAAGAUAACAAAUGAACAUAUGGACAACGAGAUCUGGGGAUUUUUUUUUUUUUUGUCCUACAACGAAAUGUAUGUGAGAUGACUAUUUCUAUUUGAAGUGAUGGACAACACGACCUAAUAGAUGAACAAUGAGAUGCGUGUCAGGACGAUUUUUGUUCUGUGAUAUGAAAAGCUGAACAGAUGAACAACAGGAUGCGUGUGAGAAUACGAUGAUUGUUUAACGUUGUGAAUAACUGAGCUGAUGAACAAGUGAGUGCGUGAGGACGAUUUUUGUUCUACGAAAUGAAAAGUAAAAAUCAACAAACGAACAAUGAGAUGCGUGAGAAAAGGAUUUUUAUAUGAGUUGAUGAGCAAAUGAAAAAAGACGAAGUGCGCGUGAAGAUUUUCAUUUUCAUUUUCAUUUCAUUUUUAGUCGAUUUUUAGUCGACGGAUGAACAAUGAGAUGAUUAUAUUAUAACUGGUGGAAUUUAUUUUUCGUUAAGAAUGGCGGAAGGAAAAAAGAUGGAUUCGUAUCUUCAUUUUUAUUUUUUUAUUGUGUGUUGAAAGGCGAUAAAGUGAGGUGAUUGGUAUCUUUCCCGGCGACGAGUGUUCGAGCACUGUCUGAAAAUAAAGAAAAAGGAAAAUUGAUGACGAAAUGCAACCGGUGUUUAGCUUUAAGCAAGGUUUUUUUGUGUGUGUAAAUGGUCAACUGAUGGAAAUAUAUCCUUAAUAUAACAACAAUAAUUGUUAUCUCUAUUCAUUUUUAUGAGAAUUCUUAAACACUCAACUCAUUAACAAAUGGUAAUCAGAGGUGUG
Messenger RNA from Penaeus indicus, 1226 nucleotides. RefSeq lists its product as uncharacterized. NCBI's taxonomy places the organism in Eukaryota, Metazoa, Arthropoda, Malacostraca, Decapoda, Penaeidae. The record is from RefSeq and is a predicted model, not a curated record. The coding region runs from base 32 to 343 and encodes 103 amino acids. The transcript is spliced from 2 exons.